Leptomonas pyrrhocoris is the source of this 5085-nucleotide messenger RNA. RefSeq lists its product as hypothetical. The transcript has a single exon. Bases 1930 to 5085 code for a protein of 1051 amino acids. The record is from RefSeq and is a predicted model, not a curated record. Lineage: Eukaryota; Euglenozoa; Kinetoplastea; Trypanosomatida; Trypanosomatidae.
AGAUCGUGUGGAACUUUCUUUUGUCUGCUGUCGUCUUCUCCCUCUUUCUUCCUUUUCUCUCCCGAGCGCCAUUUCUCGUCUAGCCGAACACGCCAACGCGACGCACCGGUGAUCGACUAUAUAUUUUUUUGUUUUUCUCUAAACAGAAAAAGGAGAGAAAAAUAAUCGAGAGAAGAAAGCGGAGCAGCAACAACAGCAACAAAGAAAAAAGAGAAGCAAAAGUAAUUUGUAUGUCGGCCACACCGUUCUCCCUUCGGCGUUUAUUCAACGGUUAGCAAACACCAUAGACUGCGGCGUUGUGUUACUGCUGAUUUUCAGAGCACAAGCUGCAUGGAGCUGACUGCUUCGCGCUUAUUCUUUCCUUCCACCUCCCCUCCAAAAAAGCAUAGAGAAAAAGAAAACACAACCUCUACUAUAUAUUUCUAGCCGUUUUCUUUGCUUUCCUUUUCCCCUUCCUAGUGAUCCUCUCGUACCGUGGCAGAGUUGAGCGCGUUCUACUUUACCGCCUACUGCUCUUUCUUUUUCUUUUUUUUUUCUCCGGUCUGCGUCUUCACAUAACAACCGCAUAGGAGCAGGGACUCUGUUUUUUCACCGUUUGCUUUUUGCGACAUCUUCCCUAUAGAUCAAGUAACACCACCACCGCAGCAGACAGACUCAUUUCUGUUUCCUCACUCAUUUUUUGUUUUAUUUUAUUUGUAUCUUUCGGAGUCUGUGCCUCCUCGACAAUAUUUCUCUUUUAUUGUUUUCUUCUUUUGGUUACCUGUUGUCCUGUCACGUGACACUUCCGCCAUUGACGUCUGUGGUGCCUUGGUGAGUAACCUUUAAAGAAGUUAAACGCAUAUAUAGUUUUCUUCUUCUUCUGCCUCUGCUUCUUUUCUUUUUUAUUUUUUUACUUACUUGUGGCUUCACUUUACCUUCACAAUUGUUACUAUUAUUCACCCAACGCUUUUAUUUUCUUUUCUCUCUUUCUGCCACACCGUUCUGGCAUGUUUUGGGGCGUGUGUGUGUGUGUGUGUGGGCGUGUUCAUUUUGACUUUGUUCGCUGAUUGGUUUUACUAUUGUGUUUUGAGGAGGGGGAGCCCAUCCUCGAACUUGCGCGCGUCGGCUGAUUGGCUGUAUCUACGUAGAUAUAGAUCGAUCUAUUCGUUUGUCAGCCUUGAAUACACAACAGCUUUUCUCCCUUCUCUUUUCCCUUUUUCCAACGUUGCCAGUUUAGCUCUAUUUCGCUUUCUGUUUCGUACACAACCGGUCAACACGCUUGUCACUGAUUGCUGUUGCCGUGGUCGCGUUGGUGCAUUCGUAGCUCGUGUACUUCUACACAAGCCCUGCUCGCUAACCAAUCAAUUCUAACUUUAUCGGUGGCGGUACGCUGCACGCGAUUGAGGCGGGAGACACAAACAAACACGCUAAAUACAUACAUCGAACGGAGCUUCCGCGUUUUGACGGUUGACACUUCUUUUUGUUGUUGUUUUCUGAAUACCUGUUUCCCGACGACGCUCGUUAACUUUUGUAUUUUCCCUUCUCUCCUUUCAUCCUCCUGCGGUAGAAUCUACUACGAACCAGAGCCUACCAUUACUGUUGCGCUCAGGUGGAACGAUAGAAGAAAGACGAAGCGCAUUUGUCGAUCGAGUACCACGAACGACGUCCUCACUCCAGGAGUGGCGAGGAAAGGCAGAUCUUACCGCAGCUAUUACGCAGAACGACGUGCGCAAGUCUUUUCUCUUUUUUCCUUCCUUUUCUUCUGCCUGUGUCGUUCUCAGUUCUCCUUCCGCACUGCAAGGAGAUAUAGAGAAAAAGGGGGGGGGAACCAACCGAAGGAAGCAAGUCUCGUCUCCACGCGUAGUACUUUUUUCUUUGUGGUUUUCACUGGUGGGGGACAGGAUUUCUUUCAUUUUCGAAAGCAGAAAGCAGAAAAGAGACAAAAGACCAAUGAACACGGCUGUGUUUGAGCUCUUGGGUAAGCUGGCCGCCGGGGCAUCGAGUGGUCAGCCCAACGCCUCUCCUCCUUACCUCCCUUUAACACCGCUGCAGACCUCCCUCCCUACUGAAGAAGACUGCGUGUUGCACGGUCGAGAGAAGCCCAUUCUCUUCUUCUAUGAUCCCCGCGGCCGAGCCGUCGCCGCCGCAGCAGCAACAACGACGAGGGUGCAUACUGCUGUUACUGCGGCUGCUGGUGCUCCCUGGCUGGCGGAGCUGGCAGCCGCUCAACUCGCCUCCCCCACGACGGCGGUGCAGUCUCUCUGCGUCACCGCGGCGGAGGACGACGUCGAGUCCCGCCUGCCCGGCGUUGAGGUGUGGGCGGAGUGGCCGCAGACGGUGCGGGGGUGGCAGCUGUGUCCGAUGAGCCAACUCUGCGCUGUGGUGCGCGGCAGGCCCACCGCCGCCGCCGCCGCGACCGGGCCGACGCUCUUUUUCUUGCUCGCCUCACGGUACGAGCUGGUCGGCACGCAGGCGAUCUACGAGCGCUAUCUGCUGCUGGCGCCUCCGCACCCCAGCAAAGGCGACGCCGCGGGUGUUGCAGCGGCCGGCGCGACGUCCAUCAACGUCCGCGACCUGCGCACGCUGCGCCGCGUCGCCUGUCUGUGCCGCUGCUUCUGCACCAACGGGUGCGAGGUGCAACCGCGUGCUGCUGCCGCUGCCGCCGCCGCGGGAUUGCAGAGCCGCACGGCUGCCUCCCCGCCGUCGCCGCCGACGGAUUUCUUCCUGCGGCUCGUGCCGACCUCGCUGCAGUACACCUUCUGCUUCACGGCCACCGCCCUACUGAGUGUGGCGGAGGAGGAGCGCUCGCUGGGCUGGGCCAUGGCAACGGCAAAGCUGAACCAACCACAGCACCAGCACCAACACUGCAAGGCCGGCUGUCGUCACCGAUCGUGCUCGACGGAGGCGGUGAACACGUCCGGGGCGCUGUCGGAUGGUGGCCGCACCGUCUACCAGGAUUCCUCCUUCUCGCGUGAGCGCAGCACGUCUGCGGUGCGCGUGGUGGACGGCGCGACGAUGCUGGGCUACGGCGAGGACCCGCGCUCGGCCACCUCGACCCCUAGCCCUCCCUUGGCGGCCGGCAGACUCGAUGAGCAGCAACAGGGAGGCAGUCUUGUCGGCGGCUCAGCGGACACGCGGCGUGCGGGGGACUUGGAGAGCCGCCUGCCACAGUCGCAGCGCUGGCGUGCCCUCUUGCUGCUCCGUGUUGUCGACACGGCGUACUACAACGACCAGGUGCCGGCCGGGUGGCGGCGGUGGCGCUACGCCUCGAGUGGGAUUCUGUGCCGCCCCCUCGUCGUCGACUCUCUCGACGGCAUCGUGCGGUACAUCCACGGCAGCCGGCUCGCCUUCUACACGGCGGUGGCCUUCCUCGACCGCUUCAUUGCCACCACGGUGGACCCCAUUGCAAACUUCACGGCCUAUCGUCGGCAGAUCUAUCGCGCCCGCACCGGGCAGGAUAUGGACUUCAGCAUGAUGGCAGGCAGCGGCGUUGGUGGGCCGGGCAGCAGUGACCUCCUCGACGGGUCGGCGGUUCACCGCGGGAGCGGCAGGGGGCUUGCGAUGGAGCAGCGGUCGUCACGGCAGCCGCCCUACGGCGACGACGAUGAGGUGCAGGCCCGCGACAUCUGCGGCUUCCUAACGCAGGUGAUCGUCGUGUGCAUUAUGCUGGGCAGCAAAACGGUCGACCUGUACCCUCCGCGCAUUCGCCAGCUCAUGGGCUGCGUGGAGGACACCGCCCCGAUCAGCGAGCAGGAGUUUGUGAUUUUGGAGUUGCACGUGCUGCAGACCCUCGCCUUCCCAGUUCACCCCGUGACGCUCUUUGAGUCGGUAAACGCGCUGCUCGCCCUGUCGACGAGCGACAAGCUCUUUGCGACGCUGACCGCCUCCCACACGACACGACGCCUACUCGAGGAGCACCAAGAUCGUGGGCAUUUAGUGGACGAUGUGGAGAAGCUGCUGAUGGAGCAGGAGGAGAAGGACGCGGCGGCGGCGGUGCGCGGCAGCGGUCACGGGGCCUUGUCGCAGCCUUCUCCCCCAACAGCAGCAGUGUUGGCCCCUGGCACGGCGCCCUCACAGAGGCGUUCUUCUCACGGGUACGGCGGCGGCCACCCGUCAGAGUCGCUCACGCACACGAGCCGGCAGGCGAUCAACGACUGGCUGCGGCUGCGGCUGUUCACGUACUUCGUGUGCGACGAGGUCAUCCGCGCCGACGCCGCCGGCUCGUCCAGCGCGUCCUCCUCCGCCUCGGGCAGCCGACUUGACACCCCCGCCCCCACGCGGGACGCUCGAGGGGAGGAGCAGCAACACCCGCAGCAGCACGAGGUGCACAGCGGCGACGAAGACACGGAUUCGUCGGGGGACAGCUGCAACGUACUUCAGUACUCCCCCGUGCUGGUCGCGACCGCAGCGCUCGUGACAGCAGCGGAGCAGGUCUGUAUGCCGCUGCCUGCGCCGCUGCUGCGACUGCUGCCGCCGUCGGUGCGUGAACGUUUGCGCGAGGCGGACGCCCCGACGAUGAUGACGACGACGGACGACACGCUGCGGGCGCGACGGCGCUACGGCUGCAAUGAAGAAUCGAACUCGAUGGGCCGUGAAUCGCCAUCGCCCUUCAAACCCACUUCAGGGACGGCAGCGGCAGAGACGCUUCGACUUACUGCGCAGCCAAUGGAUGACAGCUACAAAAUGCUGGAGGAGCUCUCUAUGCUGCUGGAGGCGGAGCUGGUACGGCUGAGCGCUGCUGAUGGACGCCGUGGACCGGGAUUGCGUGGUGCCGGUCUCAUGUCCCCCUCGCGAGAUGUAGCGGAGGAGCAGGACGUAGGCGACGAGGAGGACGCGACACCGGCAGCCCUCGCGUCUUCGUCCGCAGCAGGCACUCUUCGUAGUAAACGUGAAGGUCUCACGGGAAAUGCGCUGGGGGGUGCUCCACAAAAGGCCGCGGCGCGCCGCAGCGCGAUCGUGUCCGCGCUGCCGUGUGUCGAUCCGUGCGCAAUGGAGCUGUUGGGGCGGGUAAUCCGCCAGGUGAAGAUCAUCCACGAGCGCAGUCGCGAGAGCUGCCCGCCUGUGUUGCUUCAGCGCUAUCAAUCGUUGUUUCGGGAGGCGGCUUAG